Molecule: messenger RNA, 1232 nt
Organism: Chenopodium quinoa (quinoa)
Lineage: Eukaryota; Viridiplantae; Streptophyta; Magnoliopsida; Caryophyllales; Amaranthaceae
Product: ganglioside-induced differentiation-associated protein 2-like
Exons: 3
Coding region: 190-942 (250 amino acids)
Source: RefSeq, a predicted model, not a curated record
UUAUUCUUAUGUAAUCAAAUUAAAGUAAAGGACUUAGCUCGUCUAAUUACCAUAAUUUGUAUGUUAAGCACGAGUUGUCCGUAAUCACAAACUUGACAACACAAUUUGUGAUUUUAGAUCAAUCAGCCACUCUUCUGUUUUUUACACAGAAUAGGCGGAGAGAGAAAGAGAGCUUCGUUUCUUUCAUCAAUGGAGAAUUCAACAGCAAGUGAAGAAGACGACUUCUCAGUAUUUGUGUUAGCUUCAGACUUAGGAGUUGACGCUCGACCUUUCUUAGAUUCCUCUGAAAACCCCUCUGAAACUUGGCAUGAUUGUCCUUCCUACUUCGCCGAUGAAGACUUCUCCGAUCUCGAAGCUCGUGAUUUCUUCCGCCUUCAAGGCUCCGAUAAAUCCGGCAAUCGUAUCUUCCGCAUCGUCGGAAAAUACUUCCCUGCUCCAGUUAUUGAUUCUGAACGAUUGAAGAAGUAUGUAUUCUACAAAAUCUACACAGAAUUACCUGAGGGGCCGUUCGGAAUUGUUUAUAUGCAUACUACAGUACAAAAGGAGGAUAAUUCCCCAGGAAUGACCAUCUUGCGAUGGAUUUAUGAGGACCUCCCAGCUGAAAUUAAAGAUAGACUUCAAGUUGUUUAUUUUCUCCACCCCGGUCUUCGGUCAAGGCUUGCAUUUGCAACACUUGGACGGUUCUUCUUGAGCGGAAACUUGUAUUGGAAAAUUAAGUAUGUCAGCCGCUUGCAGUACCUCUGGGAUGAUAUAAAGAAAAGUGAGGUUGAGAUACCAGAAUUUGUGAAAGGUCAUGAUGAUGUACUUGAAAAUAGACCACUAACUGAUUACGGGAUUGAACCGGAUCCUUUGAAAUUGACUGAGGUUCCUUCCAUGUCCUUAUCUCUUGGGCGAUAUGAUUAUGAAGAAAGGUGGGCAUCUAGGGAGCAGCGCAUGUAUUGAGAAUCAACAUGUUUGUGCUAAUGGCUUGAUGAAAAAGAACCAGACAUAAAAGUUAGAGAACACAUAGCUCUAUAAAAUACAGUGUAACGUAUUAAUAUGCCCCUUGUAAUGUCAUGGAGAUGAAUUUCAAAAGAGCUUCAAGGCGUCAUCUCCUGCAAAGUAUAAAGUGUAAUUUGUAUGCAUAUUUACUAGAGUAUACGGUUGUGGUUCUUCAUUCUUUGCCUUUGGCUAUAACACUAUUGUUAUUUGACUCAUUUAUAGAAAGACAAAUCAGUUUCUUUUGUACUUCA